AUCUAAACGUCACACUUCAGCACAAUUUCUUUCAGAUUGAAUUGUUGUUUGAAACCUUUGGCUGGUUACACACUUGCAUCAGUUCAUUAGCAGGAGAUGAGUUCAGACACCAUUAAGCUGUUGAUUUGUGGAAGUGGUAAUGGAGCGCACGCUUUUGCCGGUAUCGCGUCAUCUUUGAAAGGAACUGAAGUUCGAGUGCUUAGUUUGUAUCAAGAUGAAGCAGAACGUUGGAGUGCUGCAAUGCAGAAGACAGACCUGGAAGUUGUCUUACAUCGGAAGGGAAAGGAUUCAACAUCUAUUGUGUCUAAACCUGCACUGAUAACGAAAAACCCAGAGGAGGCCAUCCGAGAUGUUGACAUCGUGGUAUUUGUGCUGCCGGGAUUUGCUCAUCAAGUUUUUCUUGAUACCUUGAAGCCAUACAUAAAACCUGGCACAAUAUUAGUCGGCCUACCAGGAGAACCAGGGUUUGAGUUUCAAGUUCGUCACGUGCUAGGCGAAAUAGCACAGCAAUGCACGAUCAUGAAUUUUGAGUCACUACCAUGGGCAUGCCGCAUCACUGAGUUUGGUGUUAGAUGUGAGGUUCUUGGCACAAAGGAAACCUUACAGGGAGCCUUGAAGAAAGGAACUGGCGUGGAACCACAGAAGGACCCUGUUUCCACACUGCAAUAUCUCCUGGGUCCCCUCCCUAAACUGAUCGUUUUUGGUCACCUGUUGGGUGUUCAGUUAAUGAGCACUAAUGCCUACCUGCACACGUCAAUACUGUAUGGUCAGUGGGAGGGGUGGGACGGAAAUCCACUUGAUCAGCCACCUCUGUUCUACAAUGGCCUGACUGAGUCAGCUGCGAACCUCCUUUCCAGUGUAUCAGAUGAGGUUGUAAUGAUUGCCAGGGUUGUCGGGGAGAGGUCAGGAGCUGACAUGUCUAACGUUGUCCACAUUUACCAGUGGUACAUGCGAUGCUAUCCACAAGAUAUUUCCGAUAAGACAAACCUGUACACCGCAAUACAGACCAAUGCUGCCUACCAAGGAUUGAAACACCCAGUCAAGACAACUGAAGACGGCAAAUUCGUGCCAGAUUUCACGUACCGGUACAUGACGGAGGAUAUCCCUUACGGUUUGGCUGUAAUCCGCGGUAUCGCAGAAAUUGUGAAAGUUAAAACCCCGAAUAUUGACAAGGUGCUUACAUGGUGUCAGGAGAAAAUGGGCAAAGAAUAUCUCGUGAACUCAGAGUUUCAAGGCAAAGAUGUCGCUUCAUCCAGAGCACCGCAGAGAUAUGGAUUCACUUCUCUGGAAUCCAUCUUGUAGACAACUGGCUUUGCUUGCUCGCCCUUAGUCAAAAUCAGAUUUACCACAAGUCGUAUUAGAGUUGUUGACUGUUGCCGAUGAACUUAAAACUGUGAUCAUCAAUUUCAUCAUUAGUUCUUGAUGUGACUAUUCCAUUCUAUGAAUCCUGUUAUGGAAUAUGAUAUGAAAUAGGGUACUUAGUUUGGGAAUGUUCGAAUAAAUUGAACUUUGUUGAACGCU
Molecule: messenger RNA, 1521 nt
Organism: Orbicella faveolata
Lineage: Eukaryota; Metazoa; Cnidaria; Anthozoa; Scleractinia; Merulinidae
Product: tauropine dehydrogenase-like
Molecular function (GO): oxidoreductase activity
Source: RefSeq, a predicted model, not a curated record